CCGCAUAAACACCUUUUACCGUGUCAACCUGACGUCAGCAGGCAGCAUCGCCGGCUGUCGCCGCGAGUAGCACUGUCUAGCCCUCCGCUCCCUCCACGGCGACGACGCGCCGUCAAAACAACGGCAGCGGCUUUUUUUCUCUCUCCUCCCAAACUAAACCAGGCUAAUAAGAUUCAGAGUGGGAGGGCAGAUCCGCCAAACAGAAACACACACCGGCCCCGGGAGUAGAGAGAGAGAGGGAGGGAGAGCUGGAGCCAGUUAUCUUUGCGAGGCAGGGAGGGGGAGAGAAAGAGAGAGAGAAAAGAGCUCGGGAAAGGAAGCAAGUGUGCGGCGCACAAAACAUGGAGUUACAGACAACUCACCUUUCCAGUCAUUCCAGGUGCUGCCAGCGACUGGGAUAGCAAUGCGCGCAAGAGCACUGAGGCAUCAUCGGAAUGUCUGAGGGGUGUCACACAUGCACACCCGCCUGUGUCGCCGUGCUGCUGCAGUCCGCCUCUCUGUCCUGUAGCGUGAGGAAGAACUUCAUUACUCCGAGGCGGACAGGUGAGGAGCGCCGCCCCGGUGCCCGGCUCCGGCGUUGCUUAUUCUCGUUUCUGAGCGUCAGGCGAGCAGGGGGAGAAUGGAUGACCAGGGGGAGGACAAACCGAGGAAGCACGAGAAGAGCAAGGCGCCCAAGCGCAAAGAGAAGAGGCGCAAACCUGGAAAGCUCUUCAGGAGGAAAUCGCUGAAGUCGGUGGGGAAUUUCAUGAACAGGAUCUUAAAAACUUUAGGCACCCUGGCUCACUUCGGCGAUGUCAGCCCGCCCGAUGCCGAAGACGACGACGGGGGGUUCCGGGAUGGUACACCUUGCACGUUGAGUGCCCACUCAGGAAACCUUAAAGAUGACAUUCAGGUUGGGGAGAGCGCCGUCAAGAAGAGCGUGACACUGUCUUCCCACGGAUCUAUAAAGGAAAGGCUUUCUUGGAGCUACGGGGAUAAAACGCCGGGUGUACUGGGUUUGAAGAAUCACGGCAACACCUGUUUCAUGAACGCCGUCGUUCAGUGCCUGAGCAAUACGGACCUGUUCGCCGAGUACCUCGGUUUGGAACAGUACAAAUCGGAUUUCUGCCGGAGGAAAGUUAAUGGGAUUGUGAAAAGUGAAGAUCUGCCCCACGCGAGGGGUGAAGUCACCGAGCAGCUGGCGUCGUUGGUCAGGGCGCUGUGGACACUGGAAUAUACGCCACAGUUGUCCGUUGAGUUCAAGAACACUGUCUCGAGGUACGGCUGCCAGUUCCGAGGAAACUCCCAGCACGACGCGCUGGAAUUCCUGCUCUGGCUGCUGGACCGAGUCCAUGAGGACGUCAACUCCUCUCCCAACAGCAACGGCGGCAAGACCAAAGCUACUGGGAAGGGCCCGGCUGAAGCAGAUGAGAGCCCAGCCAUGGGCUCUGCGGGUUCACAGCAGGCCGGCGGGCGGCACAGCUUUGUACAGGAGCACUUCCAGGCACAGUACAGGUCUUCCUUGACCUGCCCCCAUUGCCUUAAGCAAAGCAACACUUUCGAUCCAUUCCUGUGCAUCUCUCUACCCAUCCCUCUACGCCAAACCAGACCUCUGUACGUCACCCUGGUCUUCAGCGCCAAGGGUCAGCGGUACCUGAGGAUCGGCCUGGCUGUUCCACUCCUCGGCACACUGGCUUGUCUGAGGGAGAUGGUGGCAGAAGAAGGGAAAAUCUCUCCAGAUCAGGUGAUUCUGACGGAGAUCUACGCCGCGGGGUUCCAGCGCUCUUUCUCGGAUGAGGAGGACUUGACCAGCAUCGCGGAGAGCGACAACAUCUACGCCUUCCAGGCCCCGCCCCUCCUCGGAAGGGGGGGCACCGCUCGAUUCUCAGGUUACCAUCACAGCCUCCCCUCCUCUCCUUACUCCUCGGGGCCUGAAGGUCAAAGGUUACCACCCACGGGGACCCUGUCUUCGGAGUUCCUGAACCAGGGCAGCUCCACGAAGAUCCUCCUUCUGGUCUGCAACACCGCAGGCACUGGGCAGCAGGCCGUCAGGUUUGGGCCUCCUUUCCUCAUGAGGGAAGACAGAACUGUGUCUUGGGACCAAUUACAACAGAGCAUCCUCAGCAGAUUAUACUACCUGAUGAUCAAUGGCGCACAGACGCAGAAUGCAGGAAUCCUGUUCAAAAUCCGAGUGGUAGGGGGGUCCGCAGCCUACAGCUACCUGUCUCCUCAGGACAGUCGUCCCCUGUGUCACCCGGCAGUGGACAGAGCCCUGAAGUUCUGUGGACCCGGCGGACCUCCCCAUGUGAAGCUCAUCAUUGAAUGGGAGCAUAAAAUCAAAGAGUGCUUGUUUGGCAACAUCCAGGAGGAGGUGGUUCAGGAUGCAGAGAGCGUCAGGACUCAGCAGCAGCAGCACCUGCAGCAGCACAGCUGCACUCUGGACGAGUGCUUCCAGCUCUACACCAAAGAGGAACAGCUGGCGCCGGACGAUGCCUGGAAGUGCCCGCACUGCAAGAAGCUGCAGCAGGGCAUGGUCAAGCUGAGCCUCUGGACGCUGCCCGACAUCCUCAUCCUGCACCUGAAGCGCUUCCGGCAGGUGGGCGAGCGGCGCAACAAGCUGUCCACACUGGUGCGCUUCCCCCUGGCCGGCCUGGAUAUGGCACCGCACCUGGUCAAGAGGAGCCUCAGCCCCUGGCCCGCCUGGAAGCAGCCCCACCCCCCCAGCGGCGGCCAGCAGGCGGACGUCCUGUACGACCUGUACGCCGUCUGCAACCACCAUGGAGGAAUGCAUGGGGGCCACUACACAGCACACUGCAGGAACUCGGUAGACGGGCAGUGGUACAGUUACGAUGACAGCAGCGUGGACCUGGUUCCAGAGGAGGAGAUCUGUACGAGGGGAGCCUACAUCCUCUUCUACCAGAGACGGAACGCCAUUCCUCCCUGGUCAGCCAGCAGCUCUGUGAAAGGCUCCACCAGUUCUUCCAUGUCUGAGCACUGGCUAGUCCGCCUGACGGAAGACAGCAAGAGGGGGAGCCUGGUGUCCAGGGCCUCCACAAACUGCGUGUCCCCCGGGCCCGACUCCCCGGAGUCCCCCGUCUUUGAGGAUGAGCCCUUGAAGGACGAGAGAGGAGGCUUCGACAGCAGGCCGCUGGUCCGUGGGGUUCAGGGCAGGAGUGUCAGCAUGAGGACGCCCACGAAAACCAAGGAGGGCGUCGGCAAAGUCCUGCCCCUGCGCUGGUCUUUUGGGUCCAAGGACCGACACAAGCCAGCGCCCGGGGAGCUGGUGGAGUACCUGGAGUCGGGGCGCCGCCCGCGAUGCACGAAAGACUCCAUCGUGCCCUUGAUGACCGUCCCCGCAGACGGGAGCGGGACACCGACCAGGGGUCGGCAGCCGGCCCCUGCCAGCCCCCCCAACAGGGUGGGCUGCAUCGGGAGGCCGAACGGGGGCCCCCCGGACUCUGCCAAGGUGCCAGAAGGCCAGUCCAGGCAGUCCUCCGCUGGCGACAGGGGCGGCACCCUGAGCAGGGGCAGCAAGCAGAAGGAUGAGGGCACCCUGACCAGGAGGUCUUCCCGGAAGACCAAGCAGGAUGCCGCGGGUAGGCCGGAGGAGGCCCCGCCCAGCCGGGGAGGGAGGGGCUCCAGCGGGGGGGGGCCACCCACACCCACGCCGAGCUCCGCCCCCCCGCAGGGCUGGGACACCACGCUGAAGAGGAGCAAGGGCUCGGCCGGGGCGGGCGGGGAGGAGGAGCAGCAGCAGCCCCUCGCCGGGGAGGACAAGGCGAAGAGGAGCGAGGAUGCCAGGAGCCACGAGGGAGGCAGGUUCUCCUUCCUCAAGGCCGGCUUCCUCAAGAAGGACUCCAGGAAGCUCCGGGAGACGGACGCAUGCAGGGGCAGAGCGACGGCCAUCAGCUCCUCCCGGCUGUCCCUCUCCAACGGGGCGCUCAACGGCGGGGCCGAGGGGAGGGUGGGCGGCGGGAGGCACGGCCGCUCGGCCGCGGACAUCAAGCGCUCCCAGAGCUCCUCCAACAUCCAGAGCAAGGCGGAGCUGACGCUGAGGAGGACGGCCUCCCUCCACAAGAGCAGCCUGGCCGCCCCUCAGCCCCGCGGCCAGGCCUCCGACCGGCCUUCCUGCGCCACCCUGCAGAGGACGCGCUACAGCACCACGUCCCUGGGCCGGAAGAAGUCCGUGCCCGAGUCAAGCUUCUGACGGAGCGGCGAGCGGGAAGUGACCUCACAGCACCUGCAGCUCAAGCAAUAGCCCUUCGUGUCCUUCCUCCAGAGGGGCACCGGCGUGUGAAGGAAACCAGCGGAUGACCCCCAGCUGAGGUCAACAGCCCCCCCGUGGGUCCCCCUGAAUUCAUCUAGCAAGGACCGCUGUGGUAAUAUCACCCCCAUUUAUGGUCUGAGAAGGGGCUGUACCGAUACGGGGGGGGCCCGACUGAGUAAAACACAUGUACUGUAUUAGGAGUUUUUCUUUUAAAUUUUCUAAACACUUUCUGUUUUUGAGGGGGGUUUUGUUGGUGACACCUAAAAGUAAGUGCCUCUGUAAUUGAUUUACUGUUGAGAUGAAUUUUUGGGAUCCAAUUGUACAGUCGAAACACUUUCUACACCAUGUUUAAUUCAUAAUCCUAUAACACGCUUGCACAUCUUUUAAUAUUACAGGUUAAUAACAGCCAAAAGGCAUUACCUUUUUUUUGUUAAAACAUUUUCAGACAUUUAAGAAAUCUAUGCAUACAUUUAGAGUAAAACAGAUGAAAGAUUAUGUCAGUUUUAUUUAUAUUUUUUGUAUUGCACCCAAUGGAGCAAAUUGCUCACUGGAUUAUUUGUAAAUACAUAUGAUUUAAAAAAUACAUAUCAGUCAGUAAUAGUUUAGCUAACCACUUCAAGAAGAGACAAGCUUUAUGAAUAAUUAACAGUUUUGUGCUUGCAUUGCAAAAUAGCUGCUAGAUUUUAAAGCUUUUAAUGUCUAAAUAAUGGAGAGAAUGGUAAUGGGUUUUUUUAACUUUCUUGCACUUUCUGUCAAGUCGACUGCACCAGUAUGUUAAUGUUCAAUGUGACAAUCUUGAAUUGACUGAGAAAAAUGAUGGGCCUUUUAUAAACAUGCCUCUUGUAGUUACACAUAUUUACACAAAUUUAUUUCACUUCAAGCCAUCUGAGUCAACCAGACAUUAUAGUCAUUGCAACAAUUGGAGGAUGUUUUUUGUGCUGACGAGCACAAGGGGAGUGAGUCUUCCUUCUUGUCUGUCCAGCAGAGAGUGUUUGGGGGAUCUCUUCCUCUGUCACUGAAUAACCGCUUAGAAACAAGCAUUGCUAAUUAGAAAUGCUUUUUGUUCUUUCUCAGGGAGGGUGCGUCUUGUCAAUAGAUCCCAUACAACCUUGAGCCAGUUCAACAUUAAACCUUUCCUGAGUGUGGAAUGAGAACUGCCCCAAGGACACCUGUAAAAUGUGCAUUGCCUCUGGCGUCUACGUGGUGGUGUUUUUUACAAUGGCGUCUUUGGUGGAAGGCAGCACAUUGGUGCAGUAGUGAGCAUUGCUGCUUCACAGUGCUGAGGCUCUGGGCUCAGUCCUGCACCUGAGAUGCUACAGUGUCUGUGUGGCGUUUGUAGGUUCUCCCUGUGUUCAUGUGGGUUUCCUACAGGUGGUCCGAUUUCCUCCCACAGUGGCCCUGGUGUGAGUGUGUGUGUCUGUGUGUCUGUGUGUGUGCCCAGCAGUGGACUGGCAUCUUGUCCAGCGUGUACCCUGCCAUGCGCCAGGUGCUCCCCAGUGACCCUGAAUUGGAUCAGGCAGUUAGAAAAUGGAUGGAAGGGUGGAUUUGGUGGUCAAAGAGCUGACCUCAUAGCCUUUAAAUUUGGGAUGUGGCCUACAUAACCCCAGAAUAGCUCCGCUUGCCAUUCAAAGAGGAUUCUUUGUGGCCUAUAAGGAACCAGACAAAAUACCAUCUUGAAAGUGUCCUCAGGCAAUGGUAACAGGGCCUUUGGGGCAUCUGAAUGUAUUUGUCCGGUGGCUGGCAAACUGAAGAUGAGUAGACUGUUAGUCAGUGACACCUUUGUAGAUUUUUAGGGGCUGAGCAAAAAAAAGAGGUUGGCCUCCAUUUCCAGUAACUACAAGGCUGAUGGCGUCGGUACGUCUUGACUUUGGGGAAAAAAGAACAGACGCCAUUUAAACAAAUCUCUGUGUUUUACUGUUAGAGCAAUGUGAUAAAAAAUGUUUACAACUGGAGUAGGACUGUUAAAUCCUUUUUUUAUAUUUCUGUUGCCCACAUGUAGUGAAAAGUGUGUGCGAGUGGUUUCAUAUUAGAAAAACACAAAUACAGUAGUAUUGCACUGACACAUUUAGCUCAGCUUCAUUCAGGGUGAAAAUAUUGUUUAUGGAGUGCUUUAAAAACCCAUCAGUGUGAAUGGUGUCCCUUGCUUCAACAUCCUGGUACCACAUUUCUGUAUUUCAGCAACAUCUCUGUGCUUGUGCUGCACAAAACAGAACCAGCCACUACCACACUAUCCUGAAUAUGGCAAAUAGUCAUGCUACAAAGGGUUUCGAAAGUAAUUUUGUCUUAACUCCAUCCACAUUUGAGCCCUGAGGUGUAUCAAUAAUUUCAUUAACAGAUAAAAAAGGAUGUGAGAUUUAUUCAUUCUACAUAGUGUUCGAAUUAGAAAUAAUAAUGAAAUAACCUCAUUUAAGAAGCCUUUUUAAUAUAAUUUGUCAACCAAAAACAUUGAAACCCAGCCCUCAAACCCUCAUUCUAGAUACUCAGUCCACGGAUCAAUUAAGUACUGAUACCCAAAUAAUCAUGAUGAGAACAAGAGACAGGUCAUCUAACCCGUUUGGGAUUUGGUAGUUUAUUGAUCCCAGGAUCACAUCCAGUCUUUUCUGGAAUUAAUCCAGGGUAUCAGUAUCAACAACAUGGAUGGACUGACCGGCCUCCUCUCUAUAACCUUACAACUAAGGGAAACUGAAUACAACAAAGUCAUUUUUUUUCCUUGUUGGAAAAACAAGCCAUGCUGAUAUUUCUUUAACGUGUGCUGCCAGCUUCCCCACCCAAGCAAAACGCAUGAAGGGGGUCCAGGUUCCUGUUCUGAAGAGUAUGAGGGGAGUAAUGGGCAGAGGAGGAGUAUUUUGCCUGUCCCAGUAACCUGCCUUCCACAGCCGUUGUUGAGCGAAGCAAAGAUAUCUGUGAUGCCAAAGCACAGGUUGGCAGGAGAGAACGUUCAAGUGCGUGUUUAAAACCGAGAGCAGGUGUAACCGUUUAAAAAUCUCUUGAGCCAGUUCUGAGCAGCACAAGAUGGAUUGAAUGCAAGAGAAAGUUCUUCCCCCUUAAUAGAGGGUAGACAACCAUGCUUGGAGGAUACUUGAAUAUGCAAGAAAAGGUUUCUAAUGCUUGAGGUGAUCAAAUAUGUACCACACUUACUUCAGAACUAUAAGAAGUGUUCAGUUUUAUUAUUCAUUGAAAUAAGUUCCCAAAUGCAGUAUGUAAUUUCUCCAAAAAACAAAUGCUUUGCCGGAUCAUUAAAAGCUUACAAAAUUUAAUUUUAAUCAUUAAUAAUAAAACAGUGUAAAUUCAGUGUUCUGUAAUUUGUAAUAAUGUUUUUAUUGUUCAUAAACACUACCCUAGUUCCAACAGCAAUAACCGUUUCUGUCUCGAUCAGUAUUUUCGGAACACACGCUGAUGUAAUUUCAGUUUACAACUAUGAUAGUAGUUACUGUACAUGACGUAGUAAUGACUGUGUUGUGACAUAUUGUGUUUGAGGGCAAACAUUUAACUGUUUGGUUGAUCAGAAAAAAAACUGCCUGGUUUGACUUGACACAACCUUACAAUUCCAAACAGAGAUAAUAAAAUCCUAAUCUCUAAUAGCUUUUAGUAAUUAGACCUGUAGCCAGGCACAAGAGUCCAGGUUUAAAGAGAACUCUAAAACAAACAUACAAAUUCGGAACAAUACUGUGCUGCUGUUUGCAAAUGUACAAGAUCCCAAUUUGCUCGUAACAUUAGCAAGUUAAAUUUAAUGUGAAGUUAAAAUGUUUUUUGUAACAUGCUGACUCCAUACAGAAGGUGUUCCAGGCCAGAAUCGAUCCAAGGCGCCUUGAGCUGUUGUAGGCAGCAGUAUUUCUAGCCAUCUUGAUAAUGGACUCAUCUGUUCUGUGUUUAGCAACCUGAAGUCAAUAGCAGGUCUCUUGUACUGUGCACAUAAAUGUCAUUACAGUCUGUGUGUCUUUGCUGAUGUUAACAAAGAAGCAGUGAGAAUGUAAAAUGAUCAUAGCUGUAGAGUGGCCUUUACUAUGAAGUGGUUGUUUUCAGCUUGCUGUCCUGCAGGACCAGUAGAACAUGUCCAUGUCUGUCUUAUUCCAAGAGAUAACCAUUCGAACUGACUCCUUUAUUUUUUUGUUGUUGCAUUUUUCUUAAAUGGAGUUUACAGAGAAAAUGACAAGUGUUCCAAAGCCUGAGUUGUUCAAACACUCUUGUGUGUGUGUGUUUCUGCUACACUCUGCAAUUAAAAGCGGUGAGUACCAAUCACUAUGUUUACCAAAACAAGCACUUGUAAAAAGAGCUACAUGAAUGAAGGAUUUUGUUUUCUGUUCUUUGUGAAAUGUGUGGGGUUGAGAUGAUUUUAUAUGCAAUUUUGUUUUCUAAGGUUUUACAUUUUAUAUACCUUCUUUGUAAAUAAUUAAAGAUCCUUGUGACAUAAUGCUGACUAGUCGCUGUGGCAGAGUUCUGUUCUGUGUGCUUGGUGUAUUAGGGGUUAAGCACAAAUAUACAGCCCUUGUCCAGUCAUUUGUAUCGUAAAGGGCAGGUAUAAACUGGAUCUAGCACACGUAUAAAAUUCUACUUAUAACAAACGUUUGUAUCUACCUAAGAUGUCCGCUUUACAUCAUAUACUGUUUUAUUUUUAAUACAGUAAAAUAAAACACGUUAUUUAUCACA
Lepisosteus oculatus (spotted gar) is the source of this 8893-nucleotide messenger RNA. It is a transcript of the gene usp43a, whose product is annotated as ubiquitin specific peptidase 43a. NCBI's taxonomy places the organism in Eukaryota, Metazoa, Chordata, Actinopteri, Semionotiformes, Lepisosteidae. Gene Ontology annotation, molecular function: cysteine-type deubiquitinase activity. The record is from RefSeq and is a predicted model, not a curated record. Gene Ontology annotation, biological process: protein deubiquitination.